Acyrthosiphon pisum (pea aphid) is the source of this 2083-nucleotide messenger RNA. Its product is annotated as high affinity cationic amino acid transporter 1. Gene Ontology annotation, biological process: L-arginine import across plasma membrane; L-ornithine transmembrane transport. Gene Ontology annotation, molecular function: L-lysine transmembrane transporter activity; L-ornithine transmembrane transporter activity; L-arginine transmembrane transporter activity. The record is from RefSeq and is a predicted model, not a curated record. Gene Ontology annotation, cellular component: plasma membrane. The transcript has 12 exons. Lineage: Eukaryota; Metazoa; Arthropoda; Insecta; Hemiptera; Aphididae. The coding region runs from base 1 to 1377 and encodes 458 amino acids.
AUGAACGAAAGCCCUUGGUUUGAACCAAUCAUUUGGAGCAAAAAUGUAAUAAUUUUCAUAGUAUUGGUGGCUUGGGGUGUGCGUGAAUCGUCGUUUACCAACAACAUAUUUACCACAUUAAAUCUGAUAACCGUUGGCAUCGUGAUCGUCACAGGGUUUUACAAAGCCAAUUACUCGAACUGGUCUAUUCCAAAAAGCGAAAUACCACUCGAUGCAAAAGGCGGCGAAGGCGGAUUCUUACCAUUUGGAUGGGUUGGCGUAGCAGCGGGAGCUACAAAAUGUUUCUACGCAUUCAUCGGUUUCGAAGUGAUCGCCAUGACUGGCGAAGAAACGAAAAAUCCCAAAAGAGACAUACCGCUUGCGAUCCUCGCGUCUCUGUUCCUGAGCACGAUCGCUUAUUGCGGCGUGGCCUCCGUUUUGACAUUCAUGUGGCCUUACUAUUUGCAGGAUGCAGAUGCACCACUUCCGACUCUCUAUGAAAAUUUGGAUAUGCCGACGAUAAAGAUUAUAGUCGCAGGUGGUGCGAUAUUUGCAUUGUGCACGAGUCUUUUGGGUACACUAUUUCCACUGCCUCGUAUCUUGUACGCGAUGGCAAGCGACGGUCUGAUUUUCAAGUUCUUGUCGAAUAUCAACACCACAACCAAGACCCCUCUGAUAUCCACGGUCAUUUGCGGACUUUUUGCUGGUACUUUGGCUGCCGUAUUCAAUCUCGAGCAGCUCAUCGAUAUGGCGUCCAUCGGCACACUACAGGCCUACACGAUCGUUUGCAUUUGCGUGCUGAUAUUGCGAUACGCCGACAACAGUCCGUCCAUCCAAGACGACACAACAAAGUCGAAAGGCAUCACGGUUUUCACAUGGUUGAAUUUGUCGAAUGCAAAAGUUCCGAACUCCGACACUCAGUACGUUUCAAGGGUGUUGAUAUUUAUAUUUAGUGUAUGUACGAUUGUGUAUGGAAUAAGCUUGGUGAACAUAGAAUCAUAUCAUGGAAACACGAAGAACGUACUCAUGAUAAUAAAUAUAAUAUCUAUUUUUGUGUUGUUGGUUACGUUAUUCAUGCUGAGCAGACUUCCGACAGCAGUGGAAGAUCUAGCGUUCAAGGUACCUUUGGUUCCCAUCAUACCAUGUUUGAGCAUUGUACUAAAUGUUUACCUGAUGAUGGAACUAGAGUACAAGACUUGGAUAAGUUUCACCGUGUGGGUCAUAUGUGGAUUAUUGAUAUAUUUUUUCUACGGAAUCGGUCACAGUUUGGAAGCCAAUAAGCAAAAAAUUAACAUAAACACAAAUCAAAUCAAACCGAAAGAUAGUACCAUCGUAUUGUCGUCUUCCCUGUUCGGAACUACCGCCACACGUCAGAAGCGUUCACCAAAAAUUAUUUGACCUACAUUCAGUUGUAAUGUUUAAAUCAAAAUUGCGUUGGUAAUUAUUAUUACUAUCGUCACAUACCAGUUACUGAAUAUAACAACUAAAAAAACUUAAAUUAUUUAAGAGGUGUUACAUAAAAUAUUCUUUAUGACACUAUAGGUAGACGACAACCGUGUUAAUUAAAUAUGUAAAAAUCUAACGAUUUUUGAACUAAUAAAUAAUUCCCAUUUUAAAAUCUGUAACUCAAAAGUUUGUAAAAUGCAUAUUUUUAUUAAAUAAUAGAUUAUAUUACAUAUUUUAUAGUAUUCGUCACACAAUGUUCUCAUACUUAUUUAUUUACUUAACACAUUUUAAUAUUAUUUAGUACAUAUUCAAAGUGAUUAGUAUAUAAAUACUAUUUUAACGAUAGUAUUACUGUAGCCUGUGUCUACUUUAAAACUAAAAAAAUACUUAUAUGAUAAAAUUUAAAUAAUUAAAUAUAUUGAAAAUAAAAAAUAGUUUAUAUUUACAAUAUAUCUCACAAUAACAACAUAAGUAUAUUGCAUAAUAUUAUUACACUACUUACUUUAAUAUUACUGCUAUCGAAAAUUACAAAUAAAAAAUAGACGGGUGGGAGAUACAAUAAUUAGGCAUUAUUAACAUUUGCGAAAUAAUGCCUAAAGGCAGGCCAUCACGUUUGACUGGUAUUUUUAAUAGCAGUACAAAAAAAAAUUUAACACAU